AUGAAAGGUUGGAGAAACGCGGGGUUGCCCCGGUUCUCCGACGUCGAAGAAUGGCAGGCUACCUACAGGAAGCUUGAUAGCGAGCUGAUAUCGUGGGGGCUCAAUUUACCCGCGGAGUACGCCUACGAGAACUCGUCUCGCCUCUUCAGUGGUUCGAAGCACAGCCGCAGUUUACACAGCGACUGGGUGCAGCUCCAUGCUACCUACCAAACUGCCAGCCAGCGGUGCCUCCUGGCUGUGGAUAAUAACCUCUCAGUGACGCGAUUUGUCGUAGAGCACAACAUGCUCGACAAACUCGGCCCUCCCUUCGCAUUCGCCCUCUGGGUAUCCGCACGACUACUUCUCGUCCACGGCUCCACCAUCGCUCACACCGUCAGCCCCGACAUCCUAUUUUUAUUGUCGAUACUCUGGCCCGCAUGGCGCGUCCUCGACGAAUACGGCGAGUACCAGCAGUCCGCCGCGACAGACGGCGAACGCUCCAAGCCGUCGACGGUCAAGAUCCUGGCCGACAUGCGCCGCUGCGCUUUUGACCUGGACUUUUUGAUCUCGCGCCAACCACGGGAAUCCCCUGUUAGUAACGGCAAUACCAAUGAAGGCCAUCAGCCGGGACCCGCGCCUAUCCUGCCGGCCCGGAACCUGGUCCCAAAUGAACUCGAGUACCUCGAUGUCUUUGGUUUCUUCAAUGUACCUCGUGUUCCACCUGCUCAUGCUCCAGACCCAACAGCUUACAGUAUUGAAUGUUCCUCAUCGAAGGAUUCUCAUGUCCGAAUAUAUAGAACAUCAGGCAAAUGA
Molecule: messenger RNA, 792 nt
Organism: Penicillium alfredii
Lineage: Eukaryota; Fungi; Ascomycota; Eurotiomycetes; Eurotiales; Aspergillaceae
Product: putative C6 transcription factor
Exons: 4
Coding region: 1-792 (263 amino acids)
Cellular component (GO): nucleus
Source: RefSeq, a predicted model, not a curated record